Molecule: messenger RNA, 2979 nt
Organism: Canariomyces notabilis
Lineage: Eukaryota; Fungi; Ascomycota; Sordariomycetes; Sordariales; Chaetomiaceae
Product: BRO1-domain-containing protein
Exons: 3
Coding region: 1-2979 (992 amino acids)
Biological process (GO): protein transport to vacuole involved in ubiquitin-dependent protein catabolic process via the multivesicular body sorting pathway
Cellular component (GO): endosome
Molecular function (GO): protein binding
Source: RefSeq, a predicted model, not a curated record
AUGACGCAACAGGCACCCAUGAUUUCGGUGCCUCUCAAGGCCACCAACGAGAUUGACUGGAUCACGCCGCUCAAGUCCUACAUUCAGAACACAUACGGCGACGAUCCCGAGCGGUAUGCCGAAGAGUGUGCUACCCUGAACCGCCUCCGUCAGGACAUGCGGGGGGCUGGCAAGGAUAGCACUGCCGGCCGGGAUCUCUUGUACCGAUACUACGGCCAGCUCGAACUGCUAGACCUGCGCUUCCCCGUCGAUGAGCAGCACAUCAGGGUUUCUUUUACAUGGUUCGACGCCUUCACACACAAAGCUACUUCCCAGUACUCGCUAGCUUUUGAGAAAGCCUCCAUCAUAUUCAAUAUCUCGGCCGUGCUCUCGUGUCAUGCUGCGAACCAAACAAGAAGCCAAGAUACAGGUCUCAAAACGGCUUACCACUCGUUCCAGGCCUCGGCCGGCAUGUUCACCUACAUAAACGAGAACUUUCUCCACGCUCCUUCGUCCGACCUAAGCAGGGACACGGUGAAGACGCUCAUUAAUAUCAUGCUUGCUCAAGCGCAGGAGGUUUUCCUAGAGAAGCAGAUUGCCGACCAGAAGAAGAUUGGUCUGCUUGCGAAGCUAUCCAGCCAAGCAGCCACACUGUACGGGCAGGCGCUAGAAGGAGUGCAAGAGAAUGUCAACAAGGCCAUCUUUGAGAAGGUCUGGUUGCUGAUGGUGCAGUCCAAGUUCAACUUCAUGAACUCCAUGGCCCAGUACUACCAGGCGCUUGCCGACGAUGACGCCAACUCACACGGUAUGGCCAUCGCCCGUCUUCAGGUGGCUGAGGGUUUUGCGCGAGAGGCCAACAAGAUCGCCAACAAUUUCCCGAGCUCCAUACCCCCCAGCUCGAAUCUUACUGCCGAUUGCGGAAUUAUCUUGGCCGACAUUACGAAACGACAGCUUGUAUCGGUUCAGCAGAAGCUGAAGGAGCUGACCAAGGAUAAUGAUUUCAUCUACCACCAGGUAGUUCCUCCUGAGGCGAGUGUACCUGCCGUGGCCAAGCUACCAGCAGCAAAACCCAUUCCUGUCAGCGAACUCUACGCGGGCCAAGAUAUUCAACGAAUUACGGGGCCCGAUCUCUUUGCAAAGAUAGUCCCGCUUGCCGUCACCGAGUCUGCUAGCCUGUACGACGAAGAGAAGGCGAAACUAGUGAGGGCUGAAACGGAGAGGGUCGACACUGCGAAUAGCGAGAUGGCAGCGAGUUUGGACUACCUCAGACUACCUGGCGCCCUGCAGGUUCUGAAAGGAGGUUUCGACCAAGAGAUUCUUCCCGACGAGGAUUUCCGGACUUGGUGCGUUGACGUUGCCGACCACGAAAAUCCCGCCAAGAUAUUUGAGUUCCUACACGCGCAGAAGCAGUCGAUAGUGGCUAUUCUGGACCGGAGUAGCAAGCAACUCGACAUGGAAGAGAGCGUGUGUGAGAAGAUGAGGUCAAAAUACGAGUCGGAAUGGACCCAACAGCCAAGCUCGCGGCUGACUACAACGCUGAGGGGUGAUAUCAGGAAUUACAGGGAAGCAUUGGAGGAGGCCGCAAGAAGCGACGGCCAACUAGCCACAAAGCUGCGUCAGAACGAACACGAGUUUGAUGAGAUGCGCGCCGCAGCCGAGAGCGGAGAAAUCGAUGCCCUGUUCCAGAGAGCAGUAAGUAGAGGGCGGAAAUCGAGCACUGCCAAUAGCCCUUCCGGGGAGGGCAAUCUGCUGGAUGCCGACUUUGACGACGGCGGGCCAAGCGUUAUGGAGCAGAUUGCGAAGGUGGAGGAUAUACUCAAGAAGUUGAACCUCAUCAAGAGGGAGCGGACCCAGGUGCUCAAGGACCUCAAAGAAAAGGCGCACAACGACGACAUAUCACAAAUCCUCAUUCUUAACAAGAAGUCCAUUGCCAACUACGAGCAACAGCUCUUCCAACAGGAGCUUGAGAAAUAUCGGCCGUACCAGAAUCGACUUGUUCAGGCGACCCACAAGCAGGCUGCCCUGAUGCGAGAGCUAACGGUAGCCUUCAACAGCCUCCUGCAGGAUAAGAGAGUCCGGGCGGAGCAAAGCAAAUACGAGUCUUUCCAACGGCAGCGGGGGGCGGUGAUUGGCAGGUACAAGCGGGCAUACCAAGAGUUUUUGGAUUUGGAAGCCGGGCUGCAGAGCGCAAAGAACUGGUACAAGGAGAUGAAGGAGACGGUGGAGAGCUUGGAGAAGAACGUCGAAACUUUUGUCAACAACCGUCGGGCCGAGGGCGCCCAACUUUUGAAUCAAAUCGAACAGGAUCGGGCGGCGAACAAGAGCGCGCAAGCCGCACUGGAGCAGGAGCGGCUGAGGGGCUUGAUGGAGCGCAUGUCGAUGGAACCGCCGUCGUCUUCACCCAAGCCACCCUCGACACGGCCAACGCCGGCUCCCCUAUCUUUCAGCCCGGCGGCCAUGUACCCCAAGAUGAACCUGGUGGGCCAGUAUCAAGUUCCGAGCUCACCCCCGCCCAACCAAAGUAGCGUACCGCAGUCAUACAUGCAGCAGCCAGGGCAGACAGGGUACAACAACAUGACGUACAAUCCCAGCUCUCUGGGCCGCAUUCCGGGGCCAGCAUCCCCUCCAGCGACGCAGGCAAGCUUCAACAUUGGGCCGAUGCGGGGAGGGCCGGCAUCUCCGCCGCCGACGCAGACUUCGUUUGCAACGCAAGGCCGAUACAGCGGCUAUGGGAAUCACGGCACCCAACAGCAGCAGCCGCCGCCGCAAACGCCCUCGCAGCAGCAGCAACCGCACGGGGCUUACAUACCACCGAACUUUGUGCCCCCACCGCCGCCUCCAGGACCUCCGCCGCUCGGACCCCAGCAAAUGAUACACUAUGGCUCGGAUUACUACACAGGCGAUCCGAACGCGGCAGGGAGGCCAGGGUCGACGCAGCAGUACAUGCAGGCCCAGGCUCCGAGUCAGGAUCCCUGGGCUGGGUUAAGUGCAUGGAAAUGA